Labrus bergylta (ballan wrasse) is the source of this 4251-nucleotide messenger RNA. Its product is annotated as oxysterol-binding protein-related protein 10. The record is from RefSeq and is a predicted model, not a curated record. Gene Ontology annotation, cellular component: membrane; cytosol; intracellular membrane-bounded organelle. Gene Ontology annotation, molecular function: cholesterol binding. Lineage: Eukaryota; Metazoa; Chordata; Actinopteri; Labriformes; Labridae.
CUUCCUAGCAGGAAAACGCUGGAGGAGACAUACAGAGCCACACACACAGCUGCAGGAGGACACACAGCUCCAGCGGUGGAAUAUGUCAGCUCUGUCACUCGACGAGGGACGCAGCGUGGACACUGUAUACCCACUGCCUCUACUUUAGGUCGGCAUACAAACAUCGCCCUGUCCCUGGUGCUGCUGCUGGUCCAUCCCCGUCCCCUCCUUCCUCCCUCCUCAUUCCUCCUCCUCCUCCUCCUCAUCUUCACCGUCCCGUCGCCAGGAUGGACAAGACGCUCUGCAGUCCACAGCUCGUCACCAAGAAAUCAAACUCUUCCUCGUCGGACCUCGGGAACUCGUCGUCGAGGAAGCCCGGGAGGACCGGCUCGCACAGCCCGGGAUCCGGCUCCCUGGGCGGGCCGGCCGGAGGAGCAGGGGGCGGCCGGGGAGCCGUGCUGCUAGGGAACAGCAUGAAUCUGCAGCAGACGAGGAAGAGGCAGCUGGAAGGAGUGCUGAGCAAAUACACCAACCUGAUCCAAGGCUGGCAGAACAGGUACUUUGUGUUGGAUCCAGAGUUGGGACAGCUGCAGUACUUUGUCAACGAGCAGGGGAGAAGCCAGAAGCCCCGCGGGUCACUGCCCCUGAUCGGUGCCUCGGUAACCCCGAGCGACGAGGCUCCCAACAUGUUCGUCGUAAACUCUGUGAAUGGAGAGCUGUACAAACUCAGAGCGUCCGAUGCCAAGGAGCAGCAGUUUUGGAUCAGUCAGCUCCAAGCAUGUGCCAGACGUCACUCUGACAGCAGUGCCAAGGUGAGGAAGCUGAAGGACUCAGAUGAACACCUGAGUGUUGACAGAGCUGGAGGAGGCCAGGACGCGCUGGGCUCGUCCACCGGUCGGACCCGUAGCUUCUCCCUCCUCCCCCACCUCACACCAUCUUCAUCCCCGGGUUCUCAGAGGCACCUGAGCCACACGGCCUCGCCCGGCAACAUCGUCACCAUCACCCACCACAAAUCUCCGGCUGCUGCUCGGCGGGCCAAGAGUCAGUACCCAGGACGGCUGCUGGAGGUCAAAGAGGUGAUGGCUCAAGCAGAGGGCCAGCAGAAGAACCUGGUUCAGUCCAUCGACUCUCUUCCCACCAGAGGCCCUCUCUCCUGUCUGGACCAGGACCUGUUGCUGCUCAAAGCCACAUCGGCUGCCACACUAAGCUGCCUGGGAGAGUGCCUGAACAUCCUCCAACAGACUCAGAGCCACAGCCAGGCACCACAUCACUGUCAGAGCUCCGAUAGCAACUUCACAUCCCACGAAGCACCCUCCGAUGGUGUACCUGUGUGGACUGUACCAAAGUCGCCCUCAAGGGAGCUGUUGAAGAACGGAGGUCUGACCCCUCUACAAUCAGCCGAGCCCUCGCCGACCUUCAGGAAAAGGAGUCUGUCCCAUGGUGCUGAGCACCAUCCAGGGCUUGAAGACAUCAGCCCCAGUGACGAGGUGACAGAUACGGAGGACAAUGAAGAGGAGGACCUGGGUGUCCUGGACGACCAGCGGAGCAUCAUCCUCCACCUGCUCUCCCAGCUCAAACUGGGCAUGGACCUCACCCGGGUGGUGUUGCCAACAUUUAUUUUGGAAAAGCGAUCACUUCUGGAGAUGUACGCUAACUUCAUGGCCCACCCCGACAUGUUCCUGUCCAUCACAGCCGGGGCCACAGCCGAGGACAGGAUCGUACGCUUUGUAGAGUACUACCUGACCGCCUUCCACGAGGGCCGCAAAGGAGCCGUGGCCAAGAAGCCGUACAACCCAGUGCUGGGAGAGACCUUCCACUGUUCCUGGGAGGUGCCCCGGGACAAAGUCAAACCUUUGGUCAGAUCCAACCAGGGGUCCUCGUGGGAGCAGCAGGACGAGGAUUCCCCGGGAGAAUGCUACAGGGUCCGCUUUGUGGCCGAGCAGGUCUCCCAUCAUCCACCGGUGUCGGGUUUCUACUGCGAGUGUCAGGAGAGGAGGAUGUGUGUCAAAGCUCACGUGUGGACCAAAAGCAAGUUCAUGGGGAUGUCUAUAGGAGUGUCCAUGGUGGGGGAAGGGGUCCUCUGUCUCCUGGAACACGAUGAGGAGUACGUCUUCACGUUACCCUGUGCCUACGCCCGCUCCAUCCUCACCGUGCCCUGGGUGGAGCUAGGCGGCAAAGUCUCCAUCAACUGUGCCAAGAGCGGCUACUCGGCCACUGUCACCUUCCACACCAAGCCGUUCUAUGGAGGGAAGGUUCACCGAGUGACGGCAGAGGUCAAGCACAACCCGACCAACACCAUCGUGUGUAAAGCUCAGGGCGAGUGGAACGGCACGCUGGAGUUCACCUACAGCAGCGGAGAAACCAAAGUGAUCGACACGACAAAACUACCCGUCACCAGAAAGAAGCUCCGGCCUGUGGACAGACAGAGCAGGAUGGAAUCCAGGCGGUUAUGGCAACAUGUCACCAAGUCUCUGAAGGAAGGGAACAUGGACGAGGCCACGGAGCACAAACACAGACUGGAGGAGCGACAGAGAGGAGAGGAGAGGCAGAGAGCGGCUGAUAACAAACCCUGGACUCCCAAAUACUUCACCAAAGAGGGAGACGGUUGGACCUACAACAGUCCGAUGUGGACAGCACAUCUCUCUCCUCUAGCGGACAAUAAGUGAUCUCCUGCCUCUCCACGCUGAGUCAGCAGUCAGGACAUCAAACACAGGGAGCCGAGUCCUCCUGGACUACAGACUCCCAGAGUGACACACUAACAGGAAGAUACAAGGUGCCAAAAGGGAUCUUCACUGUUAUAUCCAGGACCAAGCGGUGGGAGCUCUUGGGACAAAAGUCGAUUUUUAUAAAUAGUAUUACUAUUCAAAGUAGAGUAUUUCUAUUUUUCACCUUGCCAAGGCCUUUUUUGCACACACACACACACACACACACACGAUGUUUUACACAGGUUUUUUUUUUAAUGGUUUCUCGGACAGUGUCAAUGUUUGGUUCUAAGCUUUUAGUUCAAAAUGCAGCGUUAGAAUGAAUAUAUAAAAAAGUUCUUUGUUACACAUAAUACUGUAGCUGUAAAUGAAUUGUUUAUAAAAGCACUUUUCCCAUAGAUUUAAUAAACUAAAUAUUUUAUAUCUAUGGCUUUUACCAGUCAGGGUGGUCUCUCAGAGCUUUACAGGAAAUAAGGACACCUUAAAUAAAUCUUAACAUGAAAUAUAAACCAACAGGUAAAACAUUAGAUUGUGUGUUAGUAUGAAGUAAACUUCUAGAAAGUGAUUGUUUUGUCUGCACUAUGAAUGUAUUUGGGCACAUUUACACAAGAUAGAAUACUUCUUUUCCAUCUUUUACUGUUACUACUACAUCGUGUUUUGCCCUUUCUUUUUGAAGGUCUCUCAAAAUAUUAUAAUCUCCAACAGGUGAGACGCAGACCUUUUACAUUUCCAUUACUACCUCUCGUAUUCAGCUGUUCCAGCCAUUAGCCACUUAUUAUUCCAAGAGAAAAACAUGAGUUUGUUUGUGGCAGAGUCCUCACUCUUUGAAUCUUUUCUUUCCUUUGUUUUUGUAUCCGUGGCCCUCAGUUGGCCCUUAGCCUGUACCUUCUGAAGUUCAUACUUCUUGUUUUUGAAUAUGGAUGAGGAGAGCUCGCAGAAACACACAAACAGGCGCUCUAAUAUAGGGGUUAAUUGAAGGUUUAAAAACUAAUUUCAAGGUUUAUAUUUGGGCUUUCUUUGCCUUUAUGGUGGGGAAUAAGGAGCCCCAGGUUGGAUUUGAACCCCAGGCCGCCCACUUUGAGGACUAUGGUCUCUGUUCAUGGGGCGCGUGCACUAACCACUAGGCUACCGAUUGCUGGAAUGUUUUUUUUUCUCCGAAGAUGAGUGGAUAAUCUCCCAGAAUAACAAUCCCUGAGACCUGGGGUAACCAGCCAAACUGAAGGUUUUAAAGAUCUAAACUUUGAUCCAUUUCAUCGGGUUCUUGACUGAAAACUUAUUUUCUCUUUUUGCCUUAUGGUUUUUUUUAAUUUAAUGUCCCGACUGCCUGCUUUCAGUUGAAAUACUCAGAUUCAGUAUUUAAAGCCAGAUGCCUCUUUGUAGCAUACGUCAUUUCCAUGACAACAUGAAAGACAGACCUGGUUCAUUACGGUUUGAUGACACUCGCCUUACAUGAUACUUACAGAUUUCUUUUUUUUAAUAUAUAUCUUAAAAAGGAUUCACUGAAGUAGAAAAUGAUUGUGAUAAAAGAGGAACAAAAAUAAAGACCUUCUACUUUUUGUUUUGUUUUAAA